CGCUAGAGCGCAACAACUACGGUUCAUUCGAAUUUCAGAACGUCAUCUAGCAAAUCGUAAAAAAUCGCUUUACAAAUGAUUCUCAAUUGGAGUUGCAACUGUGUUGCCAUUUUUCUGGCUUGCCUAUUAGCUUUGUGUCCCUUUAUUUGUGCAAAGUUGCCGUCCACAAUAAGACCAUGUGCCCGCGAUGAUCCCCAAUUGGAGCGCUGUAUUAUUAACGCUGUCUAUCAAAUAAGGCCACUACUUGUUCACGGAAAUCUCGGGGAUGGCUAUAAAACACCUCCAUUGGAGCCAUUGGCUUUAGAUAAUAUCGAACUAGGUCGGAGUAGUCAGUUUCAAGCAGUGUUUACGGAUCUCGAGGCCAACGGAGGGAGUAACUUUAUCAUUGACCGUCUUAUCGCCAAGCCGUUGGAUAUUUCGUAUGAUCUUUGGAUUACACUGCCGCGGAUCGACUUCAGAGGAAAGUAUUCUCUGCAUCUUAAUUUGCUACUCCUAGAUAUAAAAGGCAAGGGAAACAUGCAGGGAUAUUGUGAAAACGCCAAAGCAUCUGUUAAAAUGCGUGGUUCCCGAUAUCUGCGUAAUGGUAAAGACUAUGUAAAGUUCACCAAAAUGACCAUGCGAAUUGAUUUUAAGGACUUUAAAUUGAACUUAGAAAACUUGUUCAAUGGAGAUCGGAUUUUGGGAGACGUUGGGAAUAGCCUCAUCAACAAUAAUCAGGAGUUGUACUUAAACGAAAUUGUGCCAGGCCUUGAACAAGGACUAUCAAAAAAGUUUUUAGAUGUGGCGAACGAAAUACUAGCCACUGCAACCUUCGAUGAAAUGUUUCCUCCUGGAAGGACUGUCAUUAAUCCGAUUACAUAUCCGUCACGACUACCAUCAUUGGGUCUUGGCCCCGCUAUCUUUGAGCCUCCCUUUGUGUCGCGAAACCCAGACCGAGGAAUUUUAGAAAGUUUAUCCCCAAAAAAGUUCCAUGAAUUAAAGCAUGACUAAUG
This is a messenger RNA of Drosophila takahashii, 992 nucleotides long. It is a transcript of the gene Jhbp10, whose product is annotated as Juvenile hormone binding protein 10. NCBI's taxonomy places the organism in Eukaryota, Metazoa, Arthropoda, Insecta, Diptera, Drosophilidae. The record is from RefSeq and is a predicted model, not a curated record.